AUGCUUAUGGCCCGAGACACGGCGCGGGACGAGGCUCAAAAGCUACACAGGAAGUGGCUGAAGCACCAGGCCUUUAUGGCGGAACUGGCCCGCAAUAAGGAAUGGCUUGCCAAGAUAGAGCAGGAGGGUCAGGAGCUGAUCCAGGAGAAGCCGGAGCUGCGUUCAGUGGUUCAGCAGAAGCUGGAGGAGAUCAGAGAGUGCUGGUCCGACCUGGAGAGCACAACCAAGGCCAAGGCCCGCCAGCUCUUUGAAAACAACAAGCCUGAGCCGGCGAUGAAGAGCUACUCGGACCUUGACAGCCAGCUCUCCCACCUGGAGAGGCAGCCCCCCCAGCUCGAGCAGGUGCACCAUCUCCCCACCUUCAACGAGCAGCUCCAGAAAUUCCAGGCUAUGGAGUCUCAGAUCGGGGACUUUUACAAGGAUGUGGGAGAGCUGGGUAGCUUGCAGAGCGUGUGCCUACCCCAGCGAGGGCUGAUGACGGGUGACAGGGAGGGCGGGGAGCAGUCGGGCGUGGUGGAGACCCGCAUCGUCCGCCUCAUUGAACCGCUUAAGGAGAGACGCCGCAUCCUGCUGGCUUCCAAAGAGAUGCAUCAGGUCGCCCAGGACCUGGAGGACGAGAUACUGUGGAUUCAGGAGAGGCUUCUGGCCUCCUGUAAGGAUUAUGGGACUAACCUCCAGAGUGUACAGCAGCAUGUAAAAAAGAACCAGACACUCCAGAGGGAGCUGACGGGGCGCCGGGCUCGCGUCGAGGAGGUCCUGGACCGCGCGGGGAUCAUUGCUUCCCUAAGGACCCCGGAGGUGGAGUUUGUGCGCGAAGGGGCCGGGCACGUGCGCCAGCUGUGGGAGGUUUUGCAGCUGGAGGCAGAGAGGCGGUGUGUGAUGCUGGAUGCCACGCUGCAGGCUCAGCAGUACUACAGCGAGGCGGCUAAAGUGGAGUCAUGGCUGUCGGGUCAGAAGCUCCAUCUGGUCAACGAAGAGAGAGGCACGGACGAGGCGAGCACCCUGCAGCUGCUGAAGGCCCACCUGGCUCUGGAGCAAACGGUGGAAACGUACGCAGAGACAGUCGGCAUGCUAUCCCAGCAGUGCCAGCGUCUACUGGAACUCGCACACCCAGAAAGCGAGCAGCUCACCAAGCAGCAGUCACACAUAGACCGGCUGUAUGUGUCUCUGAAGGACAUGGUGGAGCACAGGAAGACCAAGCUGGAGCAGCAGUACUGGCUUUACCAGCUCAACAAGGACGUGGAAGAGUUGGAGAAGUGGAUCACAGAGCGGGAGACGGUGGCCAGUUCCACUGAGCUGGGCCACGACCUUGAGGAUGUCACGGUGCUUCAGGAGAGAUUCACAAAGUUUGCCUCAGAAACCAACAGCGUCGGCCAGCAGCGAAUGGAGCAGGUGAACAAAAUGGUGAAUGAAAUGAUCGACUGCGGCCACUCGGACGCGGCCACCAUCGCCGAGUGGAAGGACGGGCUGAACGAGUCCUGGGCUGACCUCCUGGAGCUGAUGGAGACCCGCAGGCAGAUGCUAGCGGCGUCGCACCAGCUGCACAAGUUCUUCACCGACUGCAAAGAGGUCUUGGCUCAGAUCGCUGGGAAGAUGAAGCAGCUGCCAGAGGUGAGGGCGUGCCAAGCUAACAUCACCAAUCCAGCCACCCUGCAGAGACUCAUGCACUCCUUUGAGCAUGCCCUUCAACUGCUCGUGGCACAGGUGAGGCAACUGCAGGAGAACGCGGCCCAGUUGAGGACCAUUUAUGCAGGCGAGAAGGCCGAGGCCAUCAUGGUCAAAGAGCAGGAGGUGAUGGAGGCUUGGAAGGAGCUGCUGGGCUCUUGCGAGGCCAGUCGCGUCCAGGUCACCUCAGUAACUGACAAGGUGCAGUUCUUCUCAGUGGUGCGUGAAAACCUGAUGUGGAUGGAAGGCAUCAUGGGCCAGAUUGGAUGGGAUGAGCCCAGGGAUUUGACGGCUCUAGAGAUGAUGAUCAAACAACAUCAGGAGCUGAAAGCCAAAGUAGACGGACGCAGCAAGACCAUACAGCAGUGUGCAGAUCUGGGCAAGAUCCUAAUAGCUGCCGGGAAUCCUGCAUCAGAGGAGAUACAAGAGAAGCUGGACAGUCUUCUGGCUAAGCAGAGGGAUCUUGUUGAAAAAUGGGACAAACACCAGGAGAAGUUACAACGCAAACAGGAAAAGUUCCAGUUUGCCCAGGAGACAGUAAGGGCGGAAGCCUGGCUUAAGGCCAAGGAGCCGUUGAUCACCUCCAGGGAGCCAGAGGGAGGAGGGGCCCGGGCCCAAACAGAUGAGGUUGAGCAACUCAUCCUUCGCCAUGAGGCCUUCCGCAAGGCUGCUGUAACCUGGAAAGAACGCUUCAGCUCUCUCCGCCAGCUUUCCGCAGCUGAGAAGAAAAAAGAAGAGGAAAUGAAGACAACCCCACUCUCCAGCCGAAGGAUGUUCCCAUUAUCAUGUCUGACUCCCAGCGUUCCCUCAACCAGUGCUACCUCAUCUUUCUUGAGGCAGACUGUACAGGCGCACAUAGAACACAAACCCUUACAGACCAGUCUGGAUCUGGGUGCCACCCCUGCAAGCCAGAGAUUGUCCUCAACCCUAGCCAGCUACAAGCCAGUUAUAAAUGGAUCAGGCUACCACGGAUUGGAACAGCAGAGCAGUGGGAAGUUGGUGAGCUCCUCGUACCUUGGAAUGAACCACCAGGCGGCCGGGGGUGGAAGUGACUCGGGUUUCUCAGCGCUGACCUCCCAGAGCGGUGGAGCAGACACUUCUACUUACCUUGGGAUAAACCAUCGAACUGCGGGCAGUGUAGAGAGCUCUGGGUACUUUGGACUGACAACUGGGUGUGUGGGAAGUACGCAAAACCAUCAAGGCAGUGGCAGGUUAGGAAGUUCAGGUAACCUAGCUCAGCAGCCAAGCAGUGGAGGUAUGGGAAGCACUGGCUUUGUGCCUCAACAGAAUAUGGGCAGUUCUGGAUAUUUGUCUCAACCACAAAACAUGGGAAGUUCUGGAUACUUGGGACAUCAGCCUAAUUUAGGUAGUACAGGAUAUUUGGCCCAACAGCCUAACAUGGGGAGCUCUGGGUAUUUGGCGCAACAGCCUAACAUGGGGAGCUCUGGGUAUUUGGCACAACAGCCUAACAUGGGGAGCUCUGGGUAUUUGGCACAACAGCCUAAUAUGGGGAGCUCUGGGUAUUUGGCACAACAGCCUAAUAUGGGGAGUUCUGGGUAUUUGGCACCACAGCCUAAUACAGGGAGUUCAGGGUAUUUGGCACAACAGCCUAAUAUGGUGAGUUCUGGAUACAUAGCACAGAAUUAUCAGAGCAGUGGGGGAUUGGGUAGCUCAGGCCUUCUGGCACAAAAUAAUUACAGCAGUGGAAGUCUGGGCAGUUCUGGUUACCUUGCGCAGAGUGGUGGCAUCAUGGACCCUAAAAUGGCAUAUGCAUGGCAGCACCUGAAAGCUGACUUCAUGCAGCCCAGAAUCAACCACAUCCACAAGGCUGUUAACCCCUUACUAGAGGCCAGCAGAGUGCAGAGGGAACAGUUUGGGGACAUCCCAAUGGCAGACAUGGUGGGGCCAGAGUCAGGGCUGGAGCUCCUCCACGGCCGUCUCCAGAGGGAUCCCCGUGGCAGCCGCUCUGAUCCUCAGAUGGACCAUCUGAGGCGAGAGAGGGAGUACAAGCUGGGAAGACAGACCUCCAGUGAACAGGAGAUCCAGGCCAGGCUGAACGAGUUGCCACUGAUUGUACGUCAGGAGCGCUAUCGGAGGCGCCUGGAGAGGCAGUCGUCCAGCGAACAGGAGGGGAGCAGCAAGCAGAGACUACAGAGACAGGACUCGAGUGACCUCGAGGGCUCUGUUAAGGAUGGCUCAGACAAACGCUCAGGGGAAAAGAGAUCUACCAUGGCAGAGAUUGUAGAACAGGUCCAGGAGAGGGAGGCAGCGCAGGCACGAGGAGAACCUUAUCGCCCUUCAAGCAGCCUCUCAGCACCAGUGACUCGUUUUGACGGACGCCCUCGUGCCCGAGACCGCCCCAAACCAAGGAGGAGGCCCCGUCCAAAAGAACCUGAGGAAACACGACGUUCUCGCUCGGCUCCAGCUACUGGUGCCCCAACGACACCUCAGCCGCCUUCACACACUGCCCAGAAUGAAGGCUUCCUCUAUCGCAAAAAGGCCACCGCCUCUGACCUUGAAGCUCAGCAGAGAAGCCCAAACAGCAAGUCCUGGACGAACGUAUUUUGUGUGCUGAAGGAGGGACAGCUGACCUUCUACAAGGAUGCUAGGCACCGAACCACACCUUACAAUGAGGAGCCCCCAGUAGACCUUUGUAACUGCACGUUUGAUCCUUCAAUGGGAUAUAAGAAGAAGAAAAAUGUCUUCAUUCUUCAAAUGAACGAUGGAAUCAACUUGGCAUUCCAUGCAAAAGAUGAGGAGGACCUGAAGGCCUGGACUUCGAACAUCACCACCUGUAUAGCUGAGCACGAGUCCAUGGGCAAGUGGGACAAGCCGGGAACCUCGUCCAUGGACCCCGACAACUCGGAGAGGAAAGAGAAGUCGGAGGGGGACGCGGACGCCAGGUCAGAGAGGUCUGAGCUGGCUGAAGGGGAGGAGCGGUCCGAGAAGGAGAGGUCAGAGAAAGGGGACGGCUCGGAGAAGUUAGACACGUCAGAAAUUGCCGACAAAAUGGAGGGCGGGGCGGGGGGCUCCAGCACGUCCGGGAAGAGCAAAUGA
Molecule: messenger RNA, 4722 nt
Organism: Anoplopoma fimbria (sablefish)
Lineage: Eukaryota; Metazoa; Chordata; Actinopteri; Perciformes; Anoplopomatidae
Gene: sptbn4a
Product: spectrin, beta, non-erythrocytic 4a
Biological process (GO): actin cytoskeleton organization
Cellular component (GO): cell junction; cell projection; plasma membrane
Molecular function (GO): actin filament binding
Source: RefSeq, a predicted model, not a curated record